UUCGGCAGACUCUUCUUCACCGUCUUCACUCACUAAUACAACAAAAAUGAGGGUGCUCGUGGCGUGUGCUGCCGUGGCGUUGGUGUUGGGCGUGUGCUGUGCUGCGCCCGACGUAUUCAGCCAGUCGACUUCGUCCUACGGUAACGGCGGGGGACACGGAGGAAACGGAGGCUCUGCAGGGAAUGGAGGCAGCUACGGAGGAAACGGAGGAGGAAACAGUAAUGGAUACGGAGAAAACGGCGGAGGAAACGGUGGUGGUUACGGAGGAAACGGCGGAGGAAACGGUGGUGGUUACGGAGGAAACGGAGGAAACGGAGGUAACGGUGGUGGUUACGGAGGAAACGGUGGUGGCUACGGAGGAAACGGAGGAACUGCCACCGGCUUCUCUGUCUUCAACCUUUUGCCUAGUCAAGGAGGCUACGGCGGCUCCAACGGCGGCUCCAACGGAGGUUAUGGAGGCUCUAACGGAGGCUCCAACGGCGGUUAUGGAGGCUCUAGCGGAGGCUCCAACGGCGGUUAUGGCGGCUCCAACGGAGGCUCCAACGGCGGUUAUGGAGGCUCUAACGGAGGCUCCAACGGCGGUUAUGGAGGCUCUAACGGAGGCUCCAACGGCGGUUAUGGAGGCUCUAACGGAGGCUCCAACGGCGGUUAUGAUGGCUCUAACGGAGGCUCCAACGGCGGUUAUGGCGGCUCUAACGGAGGCUCCAAUGGCGGCUUUGACGGCUACAGUGGUUCCAACGGCGUCUCCACCGGCUAUGGAAAAUAAUGGAACUGACAGGAGAACUGAAAAGACGUGAAGAAGGGAGGAAGAUAUAUAUUUUUCUCUUCACAAAUCGAGUUUUUAUCAAUUGGGUGCUAUAGUGACUUCAUCAAAGCUAUUUUAAUUUUUAAUUUUCCUCUCAGUGAUAUAAUAGGAGUCGCAGUAACGUUUUCUCCCUAUUUUCGUAUUUCUUUUCCAUUUUUCACUUUUCCCCCUCCUUCGUUUCCUGCGAUCGGUUUGGUUAUGUUUCUUUUUUUCUUUCUCCCAUCUUCAUGUGCUUCAUUUUCAUCCUCAAGUAUUCCUCUGUCAACCUUUUAUACAAAAGAAAACAUAUAUGUAAACUAUUAAAGACCAAAAUCGUA
Molecule: messenger RNA, 1122 nt
Organism: Eriocheir sinensis (Chinese mitten crab)
Lineage: Eukaryota; Metazoa; Arthropoda; Malacostraca; Decapoda; Varunidae
Product: keratin, type I cytoskeletal 9-like
Exons: 2
Coding region: 47-766 (239 amino acids)
Source: RefSeq, a predicted model, not a curated record